AUGCUGCCGAUCCUUCAACUCGUCGAGAAGUCCCCCGUGGCAGGUUUAGCCCUUACGGGGCUACUGGUGCUGCCCCUCGUCAUCACACUCCACUCAAGACACAAGAAGAGCGAAGAAGGCAUUGGCAAGAUCCACCGACCAGCCUCGACACUGCCAUUCCUGGGGAACACGUGGGACCUCGUCAUCCACGGGGUCAGAGGCGACAUGCACGACUUCAUGGUCCAAAUAGGCAAGCAGUUCAACGCUGAGCCCGUUCUCCUCCAAGCCCUCGGUAUUCCCCUCAACCUCAUUCUCUACACCCCCGAGGGGUUCGAGGACGUGCUCAAGACCCAGUUCAGUAACUUCGGCAAGGGCCCCUUCAUGCGCGAGAACCUGCGGGAUCUAAUGGGCGACGGGAUCUUUGCUGUCGAUGGGGAGCAGUGGGUGCACCAACGCAAGACGGCCAGCAACCUCUUCACCAUGAGAGCACUGAGGGACUCCAUGACCGUCGUCAUCCAACGUCACGCUGUCGUGCUCUACGACAUCCUCCGGCGUGCGAGUGAGAGCAAGGAGACUCUGGAUCUGUUCAAGCUCUUGAACCGGUUCACAAUCGAGGCGUUCACGGAGAUCGGCUUCGGGGUCCACAUGGGGUGUCUGGACUCGGAGGAGGAGCACCCAUUCGCGACAGCCUUCGACCGUGCGCAGCGAGCUCUGCGCUUCCGCUUCACCCGCCCCGGGUGGUUCUGGAAGACCCAGAGGUGGCUGGGUCUGGGAGUCGAAGGGCAGCUCCAGCGGGAUAUCCAAGUGAUUGACAAAACCGUGCUGGAGAUCGUGGAGAAGGCCUUGGCACGACGAUCAAGUCGCGUGGAAAACCCGGAGAAGAAGGCUGGUGGCGAUAUCGUGUCGCUGUUCCUUGAUAGCGCUGGAAGCUCCAACGAAAAGCAGUUCGACCCCAAGUAUCUGCGCGAUAUUGUAGUCAACUUCCUCAUCGCCGGGCGAGACACGACAGCGCAGGCUCUCAGCUGGUUCUUCUUCAACAUCUCCAAGAACCCUCGAGUGGAGGCUGCAAUCCGGAACGAGCUGGCGCAGCGACUACCAAAGGUUAAAGCGGAGGCUGCCACCCCUUCAAUGCAGGAUGUGAGUCAGCUGGUGUACCUCGAGGCUGCAUUGAAAGAGACACUGCGCCUGCACCCGUCCGUUCCUGUUGAACCAAAGCAGACUCUAAAGGACACGACGCUCUCCGACGGGACUUUCGUCCCUGCUGGGUCAGCCAUUGCGCUAGCAAACUACGCCAUGGGAAGAAUGCCGCAGGUCUGGGGACCGGACGCUGAGGAGUUCAAGCCUGAGCGGUGGAUCGACCCCAGCACCUGGAAACUGAUCGCGGUCUCCGCCUACAAGUUUGCGUCUUUCAACGCCGGCCCUCGCAUGUGUCUGGGGAUGAACUUGGCCAUGCUGGAGAUGAAGCUGGUGGUGGCAGGUCUGCUGAGCAAGUUCCACAUCGAAGUGCUCAACCCGGAAAACGUGACGUACGAUGUGUCGUUGACGCUGCCGGUGAAGGGCGCUCUGACCGUCAAGGUCUCGCAGAUUGCGGAGCCUGCAGGUGCCUAG
This is a messenger RNA of Phytophthora sojae, 1587 nucleotides long. RefSeq lists its product as hypothetical. Lineage: Eukaryota; Oomycota; Peronosporomycetes; Peronosporales; Peronosporaceae. Gene Ontology annotation, molecular function: oxidoreductase activity, acting on paired donors, with incorporation or reduction of molecular oxygen; heme binding; monooxygenase activity. The transcript has a single exon. The record is from RefSeq and is a predicted model, not a curated record. The coding region runs from base 1 to 1587 and encodes 528 amino acids.